This is a messenger RNA of Cylicocyclus nassatus, 5346 nucleotides long. NCBI's taxonomy places the organism in Eukaryota, Metazoa, Nematoda, Chromadorea, Rhabditida, Strongylidae. The record is from the annotation of a GenBank genome assembly.
AUGGUUUACGUUGAAGAAAUCACUAGCCAAGUAUCAUCUUUUGGAAAUUUAUGCCUUCCGGUGCGGUUUGGUGCGGAUUUCGAGCGUGGAUUGAGAGUUUUAGUUUCUCAAACUUAUAUUAUGUCAAGCGCUAUAUCCAGAGAACGGGGUAAAGGGAAGCCGUACACUCAAGAUGCUUUGAAUGUUGGCGCUUCGCACCAUGCUGGUGCUGCUUCAAUGCCGAUGGGCGCACCUCAGCCCUCUUUUGCUACCCCAACUAUUCAGAAUAUCCCUGCGCCACAACAAGAGUAUGAUAUAACAAGUCCCACAAUGUGUUUACCGGUGGGCACAACGAUACAUCCAAUGGGAUACGGUAUGUCGAUUCUGCACGGCGGCCAUUACGUGGCGAGGCCAGGCAAUGCUCCUCCAAUGCGUGCUCCACCUCAACAGUACUAUCCACCACAACAGAUGUUCGUUCAACAACAGCAACAGUUUUAUCCUGGACCCCAAUACUCACGACAACCUGGUAUGGACUAUGAUCCACAUACAGCUACGAUGAGUACCAUGUAUAUGGGUCAACAAAUGACGCAUCCCGCCCCGAUGCCUAUACAGCCGCCACCACAGCAAAUACAACAGCAACGAAAUAAAAGCGCGAGGGCAGAUGCAGCUGCUGAAGCGAAAAAGGAUGAAGGAAAAGGACGAAAGGACAUAGAUGAGACACAACAAAAGAAAUCAGAAUUAAUGCGGCAGUUUGCUCGUCAACUCCAAGAACGAAAUGAAAUGGAUCAAGCAGAAACAACGACAACAACAGCGACAUCCACGCCGCCGUCGACAAAGCCGAACUCAGUCUCGCCUGAACCUCAUGCGGAAGCGGCUUCUAGUUCAGUAUCUGUCGUCGAUGAACCAAAAUCAGUAGAAGAAGAACCCACUCCAGAGGCCGCACAGGUUCCAUUGAAGGAAGUCCCGGCAGAGGAACCACCGGCACCGGAAGUGAAGCCAACUGUAAGCGAACCAGCGCCUGACGAACAUGCACCUGCCGUCGAAAGUGCAACAGAGCCAGUCGCUGAAGUUGCUGAACCGAUUGCCGAACCGCCGAGACCCGUAACGCCUGUGGAAGAGGAGACCAAAGCCAAGUCGCCAGUUGUAAAAGAGGAGGAGGAAGAAGAAGAUUCUGCCCGUCCAUCUGCUGCCGCAACACCCGAGGUGCCCAGCGAAGCUGAGGAAAGCAGUGUCAAGUCCGAAGCCGCACCAGCGGAGACCGUCACCUCCACAACAACAGUCACCACGGAUCACCCCUCAGUCGCCGAUAUCGAACCGGAAGAGUCUUCAGUGGAUGCUACGGAAACCCCAGAUGCACCCACUCCAGAUACGGAAGAAGAGGAACGACGCAAAGCAGAGGAGGAGGAAGAAAGGAGGCGACAACGUGAGGCAGAACUUGACGCUCAAUUGCACGCCCUCGAAGCCAAUCCUGCUGAAGUGGAUAGGGAGAAUUUGAUAUACGGAAGGGCAUUCCUGUAUUGUGUUAGGGAUAUCGAGAAAGAGUUCAAACGAUGUCCUUGCCCACUUAGCCAUGAUGUGAUAGUAAAAUUGGGUAUAGAUUUAAAUUCGAUGCCUAAAGGAAGUGAUAAUAAGAAGCAGCACAACUUUAUACCACCAUGGAUGAACCCGUCUCGACAGUCAAACAAACCAUCGAAUCGACCGUAUGCUGGUCGUUAUUCGCAUAACGAUCAUCGCGGUGGCAAAGGCGGUGGAAACAAAAAAUUUCCUCCAUCGGCUAGGCCAUCGAUCGAACGAAACAUCGAACGAGCCGUUCCUCUACAUAAAGCUGAACAUGCAUGGAAAGCUGAGAAAAUUCGUCCAGAAGAUUUGGAAAAAGAAGAAGCGAGAGUUAAGCUUUUGCUCAAGAAUGUUCGAUCCUUGAUGAACAAGAUUACACCAACCACCAAGGACGAGUUGAUAAAAGAAUUCCUCGACUAUAAUGUGUCAUCCAGUCCUGAACAGCUGACUUCGGUAAUCAAUAUUAUCUUCGACAAAGCCGUUGAAGAGCCAAAAUUCUGUCCAAUAUAUGCCGAAGUCUGUAAACAGCAGGUUGACAAAGAACUGAAAGAGAAUUCGAAGCUUUCCCUUUGUCGUAAUGCUCUCCUUAAUCGGGCCCAAGAAACUUUCGUCAACAAAUCUUGGGAGGAUGAACGCAACAUAAAGGUGAAGGAAAUCGAAGCUGAAGAGGAUCCGAAGAAGAAGCUGCAGAUGGAGUUAGAUCUUCAAGAAGCCGAUAAUAAGUUCCGGCGGAGAAAGUUUGGAAAUAUCACCUUUAUCGGACAAUUGUAUCGCCAGUCUUUGUUGUCUACUAAAAUCGUGCAAUGGUGCCUGUUUGAUCUGAUUAAGCAUUCCCAUCGAAAUCCUGACACCGGAAAGCUCCCCGAGCCCCCUUAUGAUGAGGAAUCACUUCAAUGUGCUAUUCAACUGAUUGAAAGCCUCGGGAAGCAAUUAGAUCUGUCUACUCCUGAGUUUAAUGGCAAAGAAUACUUGGAUCAAACUUUGAAACAUCUCGAAUGUAUAUCUGGCAUGUGUACAAACAAAAUUAGGUUUAUGAUAAUGAAUGUGAUCGAAUUGCGACAAAACCGGUGGAUCCCUCGAAAAGGAGUUGAUCAGGGACCUAAGAAGAUUGCUGAGAUUCACAAUGAAAUCAAGCGUGAGCAAAUGGAGAAUCAAAUGCAAAGGGAUCAGUAUGAUCGAAAGCUACGAACUGGCGGCAGCACGUCUCAACACGGCCGAAAUCCGCCUGUUCAGCGAAGUUCGCUCGACAACAGGUUUGGACCCAAAGGUGGAGAUCGCCGAUCCAUUGCAGCUUCAAAAUCCAAGCAAGCCCCAUCCAGCGUUCAGCCCAAGAACGUUAGUUUGUUAUUGAAGGGUGAUAACUCAUUAGGAGCAACCAGGAAAACAUGGCACCAAGGAGCUGGCGGUGGUGGAACUAUCACAACGGAAACCACGAAAGCUGGCUGGCAAAAAGGCGCCAGAGAUGAAGCACAACGAAAGCAUUCAGUUCCGGCAUCACUAUCGUUUGCAAACUUCGGUGGAAAAAAAUAUGAGAAAAACUCCAGAGACGUUACCGACGAACGCGCUGCAUCAUUGGCAGCAGCAAAGACGAUUUGUUCUGGAAAAGCCGAGUCUACGCCGGAAACUGACUCGGAAGAGGUGAAAGCCGCUCUCGAAGAAAAGUACCAGAAAAUUGGUAAAGAGGUCGGCGCGAUUCUGGAGAGCUAUGAUGAAGGCGAUCUGAAGAUUGAUGAAUGCGUCCAAGAAAUUUUCAAAAUAGCUUCUUCCGAGAAGUUUGGAUGCCCGAAUAUCAAUGAAAUUUUCUUCCGGUUUACGGAAUAUGCUGUCGAAAAGGUUCGGAAACCUCAACUUCCCAAACUUGGAAACAUGCUUUGUCUCGCAUUGCAAGACGAAGAGAAAAAGCCUGAAGCCCUGGCAGGAAUGUCGCGAUACUGCACAUUGGCUGUCGAGGCUGAAAUGUGGAUGGAUAUCCCCGACAUAUGGAGUAAAUUAGCUGAGUUACUAGUGAAUGCCGUAUAUUGUGAUUCGAAUCUGAUAUCCGGCUCUCGACCAUCGUUCAAAGAUUUCACGAAUGUGUUCUUGGAAGCAUCAAAAGAUGACCGAAAGGACAAGUCGUUUGAGUUACUUGUUGUAUCACUGAAGAGAAUGGCGGAGAUGAGUGCGAAACUGGAUGCGAGCGAUCAUGCAACAAUGUCAUCGUUUGUCUAUCAAGAAGAGGUGUUGCCAUUCCUCCAAAAUAUUGACCAAGAGAAGCUGGAUAACGCACUGCGGGCGUGCCGACCUGAAGUGCCAGGUUUUGAAGAUCUAUAUGCGGUAUUGCAUCAUCAUUAAUAAGUAUGUUCCUGUGUGUAUGUGACUCAAUGUUUUUCUCUUUGGUAGUAUGAAGCGAAACGCGCCUUUCUACUCAAUUUCAAUGCUGGUUCUACUUGUGCACAUUGCACAAGUCCCUUCGCUCAUUUGUUUCAUUUUUGUCUUCAUUUUUGAUAUGAAUGCCCGUUUUACUAUGGCUCAUAUCAUAAUAUCGCUAUCAUCCUGCAUAUAGCAAAUAUACUUAGCAUCUAUCCAAAUAACUCAACAACGGUGUUCUUCUAUUCGAAUGUUUGCCAAAUUCCUAUGAUUUUUCUUUUGUCCCCGUUCUCCAAGACUGUGUUCGCCAUGCGGCAGGUGUUUUGCUAGUCAGAGGCGCUUCAUAGACCGUCGGUUUUUCCUUCUUUACAAAGCUUUCUCAAAGAAAUUGCUCCCCAGAUGUGUUUCACUUCACUUCUUUAUCGCGUUCUUCCUAAUACGAUUAUAAUACACGCACAUACAUCUGAAGCUACUACACGGCUUAUCUCCAAUUGCUCUUGCAUUGCCGCUGCUGCUGCUCCGGGGUAUUCUAUCUAUAUAUUUGAGACGCGCUAACUUCUACUUCUUCUUCAUCAUCAAAUACAAGUCCUUACACAUCUAUUGUUGAUGCGUUUCCGCUUCAUCUAGAGUUAUCUAGAGUUCUAUACGACAUUUUUAAUUAUUAUGAGUGUAUUACCGCGAUGGUUUUUCAUCAUUUUUGUUUGUUGUUCGGUGUUUUUAUUGAUAUUGUAUUUUUUGCGUGUGUGCUGCUUUCUGCUGCUUUUGUACUGCGCCCGCUCAUCCCGCCCACUCCCGUUCCAAGCAGUCCGGUUACUUAGUGAUCGACUUUUAGCCAUAGCUUGGCUGACUUCGAUCACUGCAGGGUAGUCACUGUAGUGUACACGACUUAUCAUCAUACUUGCUGCAACCGAAUUAUGUCCAUAAUUCGCCAGAAGCUCUGUUCUUGUUGACUAGGUAUGCAAUUGUUUCGAAUAUUCUUAUUCAUAUAUACUGUAGCUCUUACCUAUUUGAGUGUGGUAAUUUUCGAUGGGUCCUUUCGUCUCCUUUCUUUUGAUAUUACUUUUGUCUUCUUUCGUCAUCAUUCGUUUUGAUGAUUGAUAAUUUAAUUAAUUGAUGAGCGAUCACACACAUUGUUUGUUUCAGUGAUCAUGUAAUAAUCUUUCUUAGAGAUGCCUCGUGACGUUGACGGGUUGACGGCAUCCGUCAACGUCCCUGCCUUAAUAUCCUAUUCUCUCACUGACAUCGACAUACCAUCAUGUAGCUGUGCAAAUGGCGGCUGCAUGGCAAAAAGUUUUGCGAAAAAACAAAAUGUGAAUCUUAUCCAUUCGUGCUCAUCCGCUCCAUGGUUGUCGUGUCAGUCAUUGUUGAAGGGAAACAGACGUUUAACACAAAUCCCAUGCGUUUUCUUAUUUACUAACCAUUGUUUUUCUAUUCGUUAGCCUAGAGAAAAUAUAAAAAUUCGGC